UCGGCGAUUGGCGGAGCGGCGGCGCGCCUCCUCGCUCCACAAGGUGAGCAGGUCUCGGCUGGCGGCUGGCGGCUGGCGGCUGGCGGCUGUCCCACUGUACCACGAGCCGGAGGCCCCAGUGACCGCCUGCUUCCUCGAGCUUCAGCAGUCUGCACUAGACGACGGUCGGCAUCCGCAUCCAGCGACUCGGAGAUCUACUCCGCCAGCUGAACUUUCACGGAGGAAUCGCCUCUGCUGAUCAGCCAUCCCCACAGAGAUUGAGGAGAGGCCGUGAUGUGGCUGGCUGGGCAGCUGGCGGCAGCGGCGAAGAGGGCGGCGAGGAGCUGCCGGAUGCUGCUGGGGGCGGCGGCGGUGUCGGCGACCAGCAGGGAGGUGUCCAGAACACAGGUCGCCAGGGACCUCUGCUCUGCUGCCGGACACCCGCCACGUAUCCUCAUCACAGGGGGGCUGGGUCAGCUAGGCACCGAGCUGGCCAAGUUCCUGAGGAGCAAAUACGGCGCGGAGAACGUCAUCCUCUCCGACAUCAUAAAGGCCAGCGACGAGGUCGCCAAAUGCGGGCCGUACAUAUUCGCUGACAUCCUGGACUUCAAAGGCUUACAGAAGAUCGUCGUCAUGUACCGCAUCGACUGGAUUAUACACUUCAGCGCUUUGCUGAGCGCCAUUGGAGAACAGAACGUACCGCUCGCAGUGAGGGUGAACAUAGAAGGUGUACACAAUGUCAUUGAACUGGCAAAACAGUACAAACUGAAGCUGUUUGUUCCAAGCACUAUUGGUGCUUUUGGUCCAGAAUCACCUCGCUUACCUACUCCAAAUGUGACCAUACAACGACCAAAGACGAUAUAUGGUGUGUCAAAAGUUCAUGCUGAACUUCUUGGAGAAUACUAUCAUCAUCGGUUUGGUUUGGAUUUCAGAUGUCUUCGUUUUCCUGGUGUAAUUUCAAGUGAUCCCCCUGGAGGUGGCACAACAGAUUAUGCUGUGGCUAUCUUCCAUGAAGCCCUGAAGAAUGGGAAAUAUGAAUGUUACCUUCGACCGGAUACUCGCCUCCCUAUGAUGCAUAUCAAUGAUUGCAUGCAAGCAUUAUGGCAAUAUAUGAUUACACCGGAUGAGAAACUAAAACGACGAGUUUAUAAUGUGACUGCUAUGAGUUUUACACCAGAAGAAUUGGCAGAACAUGUUGCCAAACAUGUGCCGGGAUUUCAAAUAACAUACAAACCUGACAGUCGGCAGAACAUAGCUGACUCCUGGCCACAAGUAUUUGAUGAUUCAGAAGCGCGUUCUGACUGGGGAUGGAAGCACAAGUAUGAUAUUGAAGAUCUAGUCAGCUUUAUGAUUGCAGAUGUCAAAAAGAACUACAUAAGGCAAAAUUAAUGCCCACUUUCAAAUAGGUUCCUUUUAUUUUGGGAUUGAUACAAACUGAUACUGUCUUGUGCAAUUAGUUAGCAGGAUGGACAUUUUUAUACUGUCUUUUGUCUAUUGUAUGUAUUUAGAAAACUGUGUAAAGUAGUUAAUGAAUGUAUUUUAAGUUUACUAUUUAUGUGAAAUAUAAAAAUAUAAGAAUAAUUUAUUUGUUAAUCCUUCUGUUGUGAUUUUUAACGACAUUUCUAACAAGCAGCAUGAGAGUACUCCAGUAAAAUUUCUCAAGCUGAAAAUGCAUGAAGCAAUUACUUGAUUCAUCUUACUGUAAAUUAAAAGAGUAUGUAGGUAUUCGAGAAUUUUAUAAAUAAAUUUAGAGACAUUCUU
Molecule: messenger RNA, 1740 nt
Organism: Schistocerca gregaria
Lineage: Eukaryota; Metazoa; Arthropoda; Insecta; Orthoptera; Acrididae
Gene: Tdh
Product: L-threonine 3-dehydrogenase, mitochondrial
Exons: 7
Coding region: 274-1368 (364 amino acids)
Biological process (GO): L-threonine catabolic process
Molecular function (GO): L-threonine 3-dehydrogenase activity
Source: RefSeq, a predicted model, not a curated record